AUCAUCAUCAUAGAAAAAGAAACUAUGUGGUGAAACCGAGCUCCAAACUCCAACAACAACAAAAAUGGCGCUUCAAACACAAUUCUCAACUUACUUCACCACCAAAACACAUCACUCGUUCUCUCCAAUCCUCAUAAUCAGAUCUGAAAAGCCAUCUGAACCGUCCGAUUCAGUUCCCAAAAACUCCGGGGUGGGUUUUGGCUCGUCUAAAGUGAACACUAAAAGGAAGCAGAAGGGAAAAAGAGAAAGAGCUUCGAUAAUUCGUCGUAAUCCAGUUGAAAAACCAGCGUUGGUGAAGGAACAAGAACCGGUUCAACAGGAAGAGGAACAGGGGGCUUAUGAGAAUGCUUUUAUUCUUGCAUGGCUUGGGUUUGGUUCUGUUAUUCUUGUUGAGGGUCUUGCUCUUGCAGCUUCAGGCAUCUUUCCUGAAGAGUGGGACAAGAUCUUUGUCAAGUAUCUUUAUCCAUCCUUCACUCCUACAGUUUUCUUGUUUGUUGCUGGAGCAAUAGCAUUUGGAGUGGUUAAAUAUAAGCAGAAUGAGAAACUCACGGAGCGGAAAUAGCGCGUUUAGUGUAGUAGUAGUGUUAGAAACUUUUGAUGUCGGCAUAAGUACUAUGCGUGACGAUGAUUGUAAUCCUAUUAUGGCUUCAAUUUAUUAGAGUCGAAGAUGACAAAGGUAACAGAAAUGAUGUGUGAACUCUGGAAGACUCUCACUGUGAACAAUUUCUGUUGGGUCCUAAGCAACUUCUCCGAAUGCAUCAUAUGGCCAAGUAGUUGAGGUUUUUGAAAGGGAUUCAUUUUUUUUAUAAUUAAUUUGAUCACUUCGUUUUUAGGUAUGGAACUUCUUUUUAUUAUAUUAUGUACUGAACUCUUAUUUAAUCCUUUGCUCUUAAAAUAUCUUGCAAUGAUUACUGUGUAAACUACAUGUUUGUGUGAUGAUUUCAUGGUUUCAAAUAAUAUUCAUCUGAGAGAUAGAGAGCACAGGACUCUAAAGAUAACUUUGUAGUUGAUAAUGUGUGAAUUAUAGAAUGAAUGA
Molecule: messenger RNA, 1036 nt
Organism: Vicia villosa (hairy vetch)
Lineage: Eukaryota; Viridiplantae; Streptophyta; Magnoliopsida; Fabales; Fabaceae
Product: protein LPA2-like
Exons: 2
Coding region: 65-562 (165 amino acids)
Cellular component (GO): chloroplast
Source: RefSeq, a predicted model, not a curated record